GGGGAUAUUCAACUUUCCCCGCCGUGUCGCCCUCUCUCGUAGCGCCGGUUUUUUUGCCCUCUUCCAUGCAUCGCUUGUUUGCCGCAGGCUUGGUUCCAGCUCGCCUUCGCUGCGUGCACAGGAUAGAUACACAGAGACUAGGCAGGAUCAAGGCGGUGGUGGAAGCCGUUGGGACAGGAUGCGGAAUAACACUCGGCCAGGCGCGAUGGCGGAUAUGCUGUUGCUCGACGAGUCGGGUGAUGGCGACACCGAAGACAUUGCCAGUAAUGGUACAAACGGCUGUGGCGCUCCUGCGUUACAUCAAUCGGUAACACGGGCAGGACAAUUGGAGUCUCAAAUUAAAGCAGGGUGUAUCAAACGAAUCCGCGUGGAGAACUUUAUGUGUCACAGCAGCCUUUCUUUGGACCUUAUUGAUCGCGUAAAUUUUAUUACUGGUCAGAAUGGCAGUGGAAAGAGUGCAAUCCUUACGGCUCUGUGUGUUGCAUUUGGUAUCAAAGCACGAGGUACGCAGCGUGCCACGUCGCUGAAGGAUUUUAUCAAGAAUGGACAGAGCUAUGGUGGUGUAAUAGUGGACAUUAAGAAUGAGGGUGCAGAUGCCUUUAAACCCGAUGUUUAUGGCAAAAUCAUAACUGUGGAGAGAAGAAUAACAGAGAGUGGACAGAGUUUCUCCAUGAAGGAUGAGCGUGGGAGAAAGGUUGGGCACAAGAGAGAAGACCUUCAGGAACUUCUUGAUCAUUUCAAUAUUGAAGUGGAGAAUCCAUGUGUGAUCAUGACUCAGGACAAAAGUAGGGAGUUUCUUCAUGCUGGUAGUGAGAAGGAGAGGUUUAAAUUUUUUUUCAAGGCGACACUGUUACAACAAGUAUCGGACUUGCUGAAAAGGAUUGAGUUUAGUCUUGAGGAAGCAAAUGGCGUCAUUGAAGGAAUUAAAGAGGAAAUGCGGCCUUAUUUGGAAGAGUUUAAAUCGUUGGAGGAUCAGAUAAAAAAUGUCCAGCAUAUUGAAGACAUGGUGCAAGAAGCAGCUGCUGUGAAGAAGAAGCUCGCGUGGAAGUGGGUUCAAAUCACCGAUGAAAAGCUGCUAGCUGAGCGAGCAAAGCUAGAAAAUUUUCGGGGUAGGAUAAGUAGAUGCCAGGAGAAGAUAGAUGCCGCAGAGGCAGCUAUAAGUAAGGUCAGAGAGGCCAUGACAGUGAAGCAAGCAAACAUACAGCAGCUUCUAGAGACAACUGGACAGCUGAGAAACUCUCAGAGGUUACUAGAAAAAGAACUAUCUGAGGCAAUUAGAGAGCGUGCAGGGCUUGAGGAGGAUUUGCAAAGGAAGAGGAGAGAAAUCGAUAGUAGCACAUCCAGCUUGAAAAGACUCAAGCAGCAGACACAGGAGAUUCUUCGAAAACAUGCGCAAAACACUCAAGCUGAGGCCACUGAAAGGGAUCAGCAGUUUAAGGCUCUCAAUGAAGCUAUUGAUUCAAAGAAAAAAGAGUUGAAAAUUCUGAUCGAGGAAGAAAAAGAGCUACAAGUUAAAGCCGAUACUGCUACCCAGCAGGUCGCUAGCAUCAAAGCUGAGAUGGACGAAAUUGGUCAGAGUCUUCGAGACAUGCAGGGUUUUCUUCGCCGUCUACGAGAACAGCGAGUCAAUCAGAUGACCACCUUCGGCGGAAACAGAGUUUUACGUCUUCUACAGAUUAUUGAACAGCGCGAACGCGAUUUCUCCAUUCCGCCCAUUGGACCGAUUGGAUCCCAUCUCACCCUGGUUGAUGCAACCUGGGCUCUCGCGAUUGAAAUAGGAGUUGGAAAGCUUCUCGAUGCUUUCAUAGUAGCAAAUCAUAGGGACAUGCUGCUACUUAGACAAAUUGCCUCAAGAGUGCAGUAUGGCGAUCUCCAAAUCAUUAUCUACGAUUUUAAUUUGCCCCCACUACGAAUGAGACCAGACCAGCUUCCCGAUUCAAGCUUGACGACAGUGAAGUCUGUCCUCCAAACAGACAAUACUGUCGUUAUGAACACUCUUAUUGACCAGGGGAGCGUGGAGCGGUUAGUUCUUGCAGCAGAUUAUGAUGAAGGUAAAACUAUUGCCUUCACCAGAGGCCGUAUCAGCCAGAAUGUGAAAGAGGUGCUCACGAAAGAUGGCUUAAAGCUGUUCUCAAGAGGAGGGAGUGAGACUGUAUUGCCUAGAGAUCGGCGGAUUCAAGGGCGAUUGGGCGUGCGUAUCGAUGAGCAAGAGGAUCAAGCCAAUGCCCAAAUUAAGGAAUUAGAUACCACGUUGCGAGCGGCUGAAAAUCGCAAGCGUUCAGCUGAAGACUUGGCUCGUAACUGCCAUGCUGGUUUACAAUCUGCCAAGAAAAGGAAGGUGGAACUUCAACGUGCUAUCACGAAGGAUGAGUUUCGGUUGCGAGAGUUACAAAAUGCCGCUCGUGCAGAGUCAGAACUUGAGGCUGAACCCGAUGUACAUGAGCUUGAAGAAGAAGCGAAUAAAGUUAGGGACGAGAUCCAGCUCAAUCAGGACAUUGCUGUAAAAAUGCAGUUUAAAGUUGAGAGAGCACAAGAGAAAGUCGAUGCAGCAAAAGCCCAGUUUGAUGGACUACGUGAGUCAGCUAAAGUGGACAUCGAAGCUUCUCGGAUUGCAGAACGGGAGUUGAUGUUACUCGAGGACGAACUUAAAGAAGCUGUUAAGCAAAAAGAGCAUUUUGAAGGCGUAAUGGAGAGGAAUGUUUUGGCUCCAAUCAGAUCUGCGGAGACAAAUGUGGAGAAUCUGCAGACUGAAUUGGCUGAAAACAAAGAGAAGGCUCUGCAAGUUUGCCCAGAACAAGACGUGGUCGACCUAGGUGGUGUUGGUGAACAGUCGAUACAUGAGUUGAGCGCUCGCUUAACGCGGUUGAACAAUGAGGUUCGACGUGAGGAAGAGCAGAAUGAACCUUUGGAAGAGCUACUGAAUAAGCGAAACCUCAUCGAGCGUCGUGUUAGCAAAAAAGAGCUCUCAUACAACGUCUUUCGCAGCAAACUUCAGGUGCUCAACGAUGCUUUCAAGAAGCGUUGUAGCAAAUUUGAACGUAACUGUGUGUUCCUCCGUCGGCAGUUGACUUGGCAGUUCAAUGGCCAUCUUCGAAAGAAAGGGUUUAGUGGCAGUGUGAAGGUUGAUUAUGAAAAAGAGACACUAGCAUUUGAACUUCAUAUGCCCCAAGAUGCUGCUGGUAGUGCUGUCCGAGAUACGCGGGGUCUUUCUGGAGGAGAACGAUCAUACUCAACUUUGUCAUUUGCGUUAGCACUUCACGAUAUGACAGAAGCUCCAUUCCGAGCGAUGGACGAGUUUGAUGUCUUCAUGGAUGCUGUCAGUCGCAAAAUCAGUCUUGAUACAGUAGUGAAUUUUGCUGUACAGCAAGGUUCACAAUGGAUAUUUAUUACUCCCCAUGACAUUUCGUCUGUGAAAGCUUUAGACGGACUAGUGAAGAAACAGCAAAUGUCGGCCCCUCGUCCUUAGGAGCAAUCUUCUCCUCGGGUUUCCUUCAAGUUGUACAUAUGAGAACACAGUAUCACUGGAGGGAGGAUACUUGGAAUGUUCCUUGAACACCAGAACAUGUACCAUAACAGGGUCGCGCUGUAAUCUGUAAUCCAAGAUCCCGAAAGUUUGGGGUUGUAGGGUUUUGUCGACCUGGAAUUUAUAGCAGGCAGUCCUCCCCGAAUAGUAGUAAGAAUUGUAGUGGAUAAUCAAAUUUUGAGUAGGUACAGAGAAUAUUGCACACUUAGGAAUAGAAUGAUUGAUCUCAGGUAGAAAAGGAUUGAUGAAGGAAAGAAUGUUGAUAGUUCAUUAGGGACUUGAUCGCUGGUUUGAGGGAGUUCAGGUGGAGCUAGGAGUUCAGGUUCUAGCAAUUUUCUUUGUACUAUGAGCACAUUCGUGCGCAAUGUCUAAUCAAUAGUGUACUAUAAUAUGCCCCAUUUCAA
This is a messenger RNA of Physcomitrium patens, 3927 nucleotides long. Its product is annotated as structural maintenance of chromosomes protein 6B. NCBI's taxonomy places the organism in Eukaryota, Viridiplantae, Streptophyta, Bryopsida, Funariales, Funariaceae. Gene Ontology annotation, biological process: double-strand break repair via homologous recombination. Gene Ontology annotation, cellular component: nucleus; Smc5-Smc6 complex; site of double-strand break. The record is from RefSeq and is a predicted model, not a curated record. Gene Ontology annotation, molecular function: single-stranded DNA binding; damaged DNA binding.